UCCCCUCCUCCUCUGCCACCGCCCCGCGGGCAGCUCCCCCGGGCCACACGCCCGUUCGAUCCUCUUUUCCCUGGUUUACGGAUUUCCGAGGGCGAAGAAUUUCGCCUCGGUCCCUGCGAGUGUCUCUCGGCCUCUCUCCCUCUCCCCUCGCGACUCCCCCUUCCCGUGGGCGCGCGCGCGCACGCUCGCUCACACACACACACACACACACACUCGCCGGCGCGCGUGCGCACGGCCGCGCGCCCUGAGCCACGGAGUCUCCAGCGCCUCUCAGCAGAUCCCACUCUCUCCGGCGCCGCUACUCACACAGGCUUCCAGCCGCCACUGGGCGUCCUCUGUCUGCGGUAGCGCGGCCGAGGCGGUGGUGGGAAAGGUAGCUGCAGCCCGGCGCGGUCUCAGAGCUCCGUGCCCUGGACCGAGUCCGGGGAGAAGCGGAGAAGGAGGACGCCGAGGCGAGGAGGAGCCGCGCCGCGCCCGAGUCCGCGCGGCUGGCUGCCUUCGCUACCGGUACCGCAGCCCCAGGUUAUACCUCUGCUACCUAAGGAUUUGGUUUUGCCGGCACUUCACUUUCCUGCACAAGUGUGCUUUCUAAAUGUGUUAUCAGGCUUCUCCACCUCAUCUCCUAUAGAAGUGUAUGUGGUUCUCUAACAAAAUCAUUGAAAUCCCUCAGAACAGACUGAGUUGAAGGUCCUUUCUUCCUGGGUUGGACUCUACGCACUUUCCUUCAAGAAAGUGGUGCCCACGUGAGGGCAGCCCGCGGUUUCUCCUGACAUCCGUCUGAAGCCUGGUCUUUCACCCAGUUCAGUUGCAUCUUUCUGCAAAGGUCCUUUGCAGCCAGCAUGAUGCCAUCUUUAUAACCCGUGGAGGAGAGAGCGCUCACCAUGUUCAGCUGUGCAACCAGCCCCAGAGAGGCAGUGUGUCUCUGAGUCACCUGAGCUCCGUGCUGCUGCCUUCCUGCUGUCCACCCACCUCUCUUCACCUCUGACGAUCCUCCUAGUGUCUGCAGGCUCUCCUGGGCCGACUAUCUCAAAGGGAAGUGCCUCUCAGAAGCAUCUGGCAUGUCAGAGCUACAGUGUCUUCCAUGGGACUUCCUUUGUGAACAGCUUCCAUCUAAAGGAGUUGUGUGAAUACCUUGUUUCAGUCAAGUUCCCAAAGAACACAUUUGUCUUCUGAUCUGCUGGAGGUCUUAAGGAAGCUACUAGAGAAUGAGCUCCACAAAAAUGAGGAUGUAAACCAAGAAAGAGGAAACCAUGGGAUCCAGGAAGCGGGGGACCCAACACAGGCGAGAGGCACAGGGAUUUCGCAAGAUGGUGUUAAAAAGAAGCCCCAGGACAACAGAAUCCGAUGAUCUCCGUGGGGACCCUGCACUCAGCCAUCAAAGCACUCCCGCCCCUCAGGAUGUUCGUAAUUCAAUAGUAGAUGCAGGCGGCGUUGAAAGCAUCACACAGUGUCCCCAGCAGCUUCCUCAGAUGAUGGCUGCAGCAGCCGAUGGUUUGGGGAGUCUCGCAAUCGACACGACCCAACUGAACAUGUCAGUGACGGACCCCACCGCCUGGGCCACCGCUAUGAAUAACUUGGGCAUGGUUCCCGUGGGGUUGCCUGGACAGCAGCUCGUGUCAGACUCAAUCUGUGUACCAGGCUUUGAUCCAGGCCUCAACAUGAUGACUGGGAUCACCCCUAUUAACCCAAUGAUACCAGGCCUGGGGCUGGUACCACCCCCGCCAACAGAAGUGGCUGUCGUCAAAGAAAUAAUCCACUGCAAAAGCUGUACUCUUUUCCCCCAGAACCCAAAUCUUCCACCUCCCUCCACAAGAGAACGACCUCCCGGGUGUAAGACCGUGUUUGUCGGGGGAUUACCAGAAAACGCCACUGAGGAAAUCAUCCAAGAAGUCUUUGAGCAGUGCGGUGACAUCACAGCGAUUCGGAAAAGCAAGAAGAAUUUUUGUCACAUUCGCUUUGCCGAGGAGUUCAUGGUUGAUAAAGCCAUUUACCUUUCUGGUUACCGGAUGCGCUUAGGGUCUAGCACGGACAAAAAGGACUCAGGCCGGCUGCACGUGGACUUCGCCCAGGCCCGGGACGACUUCUACGAGUGGGAGUGCAAGCAGAGGAUGCGCGCCCGCGAGGAGCGGCACCGGCGCAAGCUGGAGGAGGACCGGCUGCGGCCGCCCUCGCCGCCGCCCAUCAUGCACUACUCAGAGCACGAGGCCGCGCUCUUGGCCGAGAAGCUGAAAGACGAUAGCAAGUUUUCAGAGGCCAUCACAGUGCUGCUGUCCUGGAUUGAGCGAGGGGAAGUAAACCGGCGGUCCGCAAACCAGUUCUAUUCCAUGGUGCAGUCGGCCAACAGCCAUGUCCGCCGGCUGAUGAACGAGAAAGCCACCCAUGAGCAGGAGAUGGAGGAGGCCAAGGAGAAUUUCAAAAAUGCCUUAACCGGGAUCCUCACUCAAUUUGAGCAGAUUGUGGCCGUUUUCAACGCUUCUACCAGACAAAAAGCUUGGGACCAUUUCUCGAAAGCUCAGCGCAAGAACAUAGACAUUUGGCGAAAGCAUUCUGAGGAGCUCCGGAACGCUCAGAGCGAGCAGCUUAUGGGCAUCCGCCGAGAAGAAGAGAUGGAGAUGUCGGAUGAUGAGGACUGUGACAGCCCUACUAAAAAACUGAGAGUUGAUGAAUCAGCCCUGGCCGCCCAGGCCUAUGCGCUUAAAGAAGAGAACGACAGCCUCCGGUGGCAGCUGGACGCCUACAGGAACGAAGUGGAGCUGCUGAAGCAGGAGAAAGAGCAGCUGUUUCGAACGGAAGAAAACCUGACCAAGGACCAGCAGGUGCAGUUCCUGCAGCAGACCAUGCAAGGCAUGCAACAGCAAUUGCUGACCAUCCAGGAGGAGUUAAACAGCAAAAAGUCAGAAUUGGAACAAGCAAAGGAAGAGCAGUCACACACACAGGCAUUACUCAAAGUCCUCCAGGAACAAUUGAAGGGUACCAAGGAGUUGGUCGAGACCAAUGGCCACAGCCAUGAGGACACAAAUGAAAUUAAUGUGUUGACAGUCGCAUUGGUCAACCAAGACCGAGAGAACAAUAUUGAGAAAAGAAGCCAAGGCUUAAAAUCAGAGAAAGAAGCUCUGCUGAUCGGCAUCAUAUCAACGUUUCUUCACGUCCACCCUUUUGGAGCCAAUAUAGAAUAUCUCUGGUCAUACAUGCAGCAGCUGGACUCCAAGAUAUCUGCAAACGAAAUCGAAAUGCUUUUGAUGAGGUUGCCGCGCAUGUUUAAACAGGAAUUCACAGGCGUGGGAGCAACGCUGGAAAAAAGGUGGAAGUUGUGUGCCUUUGAAGGAAUUAAAACUACCUAACUGUGAAGAGCAGCAAAGUCUCUGGAUAUGAAACUGCCUGAACCCAGCCAGGGCUGUGCAGUGUGAGCCCAGGAGGUUUGGGGCUGGUCCAGCGCAGGACCUUUAUGGAGCCAUCAGAGCCUGACUUUAGUUACAUCUGUGGCGUUCUCUUGUGAGUGGAAAUGUAAUUGUGUACCAGUUCCCUAAAACAAACAAAGCUUCAUACUGUGACAGAUCUGUUUGCUACGAAAACCAACGAUUCCACAGUCAUGAUGGCAAAACCUUAAAAUAUGCUACGUUUGAGAAUAGCUCACCAAGUAAAAUAUUUAAAGUUAAUGAUGGUGUGGCAAUGGUUGUUGCUAGGCUACAGAGUUGUUGUAUAUGUAAUCUAUAGCUGAAAUCAUUCAAUGACAUUUUCCUGAAAGUCUUUCUGUUUUAGUAAAAAAAAAAAAAAAAAA
Delphinapterus leucas (beluga whale) is the source of this 3778-nucleotide messenger RNA. Lineage: Eukaryota; Metazoa; Chordata; Mammalia; Artiodactyla; Monodontidae. The record is from RefSeq and is a predicted model, not a curated record.